Molecule: messenger RNA, 794 nt
Organism: Striga hermonthica
Lineage: Eukaryota; Viridiplantae; Streptophyta; Magnoliopsida; Lamiales; Orobanchaceae
Source: the annotation of a GenBank genome assembly
AAAAUCAACUCACCGGUCCUAAUUACAUUGAUUGGAAAAGGAACUUAGACAUAGUGCUAACUGCUGAAAGCUAUAAGUAUGUGCUAACUGAGGCUUGUCCUGAUGUGCCGGCUUAUAAUUCCCUAGAUGAGGAGAAACAUGAGUAUGCUCGGUGGAAGAAGGCUGAUGAGAUGGCGAAAUGUUACAUUCUGGCUUCUAUGUCAAAUGUCCUUCAACAUCAGCAUCAGUCAAUGGCCACUGCUGCAGAUAUGCUUCUGAACCUCAAGGAACUGUUUGGGCAUCAGUCGAGGGCUGCAAGACAAGAGGCUUUAAGUGCUCUGAUGAACACGCGCAUGGCAGAGGGUACACCCAUAAGGGAGCAUGCUCUCAAGGUCAUGGCGCAGCUGAAUGAGCUAGAGGUUCUUGGAGGUUUUAUUGACGGGGAAACCCAGGUCGAUAUCAUGCUCCAAUCUCUGCCGAAGAGUUUUGAUCAGUUCCGGUUGAACUAUAACAUGCACAAGAUGCAUAUGGUUCUUCCAGAACUGUUGUCAGAACUUCAGUCGGCUGAGGCCUUGUUCACUCAGAAAUCAGUUGUGAUGGUUGCCAAGCAAGCCGGACCUUCCAGGCCUCCCAAGGGCAGGAAGAGGAAGAAGGCUGCAGGAAAGGCAAAGGCACAGAGCACCCAGUUAGUGCCUCAACAGGCUGUGGAAAAGAAGCCGAAAGGUAGAUGCCACAAAUGCAAUAAGUCAGGGCACUGGAAGGUCGAUUGUGCUCUCAUUAAGAAGGGCAAAGAAGGUAACUCUCAUACUUUUGUC